AUGCAGAUCUUUGUGGAAACUCUGUCCGGCAAAACCAUAACGCUCGACGUCGAAUCCAGCGACUCCCCCGAAUACGUCAAGGCUAAGAUUCACGACAAGGAAGGAAUCCCACCGGACGAACAACGUUUGAUUUUCGCCGACAAACAGCUUGAAGAUGGCAGCCAAACUCUCGCCGAUUACUGCAUUCACAACGGUUGCACUUUGCAUUUGGUUGGGAGGCUUCAGGGUGGUGUCGUUGUGAACUCGUCUAUUAAACAGAAGUAUCCCCCACAUCUCAAGGCAUUGGCUCAGAAGUUCAGACAGAAGAAGUUGAUUUGUCGAAAGUGUUACGCUCGUCUGCCGCUUCGAGCCGUCAACUGUAGGAAGAAAAAAUGUGGACACAGCAACGAGUUGCGGCCGAAGUCGGACAAGGGCAAGUUUCUUUGA
Molecule: messenger RNA, 426 nt
Organism: Striga hermonthica
Lineage: Eukaryota; Viridiplantae; Streptophyta; Magnoliopsida; Lamiales; Orobanchaceae
Source: the annotation of a GenBank genome assembly